This is a messenger RNA of Temnothorax curvispinosus, 2406 nucleotides long. Its product is annotated as signal recognition particle receptor subunit alpha homolog. Gene Ontology annotation, cellular component: signal recognition particle receptor complex; endoplasmic reticulum membrane. Bases 146 to 2029 code for a protein of 627 amino acids. The record is from RefSeq and is a predicted model, not a curated record. Gene Ontology annotation, molecular function: GTPase activity; ATP hydrolysis activity; GTP binding. The transcript has 8 exons. Gene Ontology annotation, biological process: SRP-dependent cotranslational protein targeting to membrane. NCBI's taxonomy places the organism in Eukaryota, Metazoa, Arthropoda, Insecta, Hymenoptera, Formicidae.
AGAAAAUCGCCGUCACUCAUUGCGCUUUGCGCCUCUCCUGGUUAGGUCGAAAGUCGUCGUUCGACCGUGUACAAGAGGCAGGUUUUCUCUUUCUCUCUCUCUCUUUCUCUAUUUCUGUCUCUCGCGUUUAAGCAUCGUAAGAAUCAUGCUCGAUCUUUUCACGAUAUUCAGCAAGGGCGGCAUAGUGCUCUGGUGCUUCCAGAGCACGUCCCAGAUUUUCGCGCCCAGCGUCAAUGCCCUGAUAAGGAGCGUUAUAUUGCAGGAACGUACAGGGAAUCACAGCUUUGAUCAUGACUCCCUGCGACUACAGUAUAAACUCGACAACGAGUUCGAGCUGGUAUUUGUGGUGGCGUAUCAGAAGAUACUGCAGUUAUCCUACGUGGAUAAAUUUCUGAAUGAUAUCCAUUUGGAGUUUAGGGAUCGCUUCAAGAACGAGCUCGAGAAUUCAAGCUGGUUCGCCAAUUUUGAAUUUGAACCAGCCUAUCGUUCGGUGCUCGAACGAGCUGAACACUGGUCGCGCUCACAGGCUAAGAUACCGAAGCAAAUGCGCACUUUUGACGAGAGUCAGAAAUCCAAGAAGACUGUCGCUAGUAUGAUCGAGAGAAAGGACGAUAAAGAUGAUAAGAAGCCAGGUAAAAAGAAGAAAGCAAAUAACUGUAAUGGGGAUUAUCAUACAAAAAUUCAAGAUAUUCCAAAACAGGAGUUGCCGAAACAGCAAGUGGAACAUAAUGGGGAACUCGAUGAAGAAACAUUGAUUACCAAUCGUAUGAAGCUCGUUCAGAAAAUGGCGGGAAAGAAGAAAGCCGACAAGCAGAAAAGUCCUAAACCUGAGAAAGCUGGCAAGAAACCGCGCAUCUGGGAAUUGGGUGGCACAACCAAGGAUCUUGCUACAUUAGAGCGAACUAAAGACAAGCCCGAAGAGAAUGACGAUUAUGUGGCAGCCAAUACAGCUCUAGUUGGACAGAUGAAAGGUAGUAUACGCGAUCUCGAAGUGAACAGCGAUUCUGAAGAUAGUUCCGAUCAGGAAGAGAUAGAGCAAUCCAAGCAGCAGCAGAUGCAGAAAAAAACGAGUAUGUUCUCCAUGUUCAAGAGUCUGGUCGGCAGCAAAUCUCUAAAGCAGGAUGAUAUGUUACCGGUUUUGGAGAAACUAAAGGAUCAUUUAAUCACCAAGAAUGUUGCCGCGGACAUCGCGCAAAAGUUAUGCGAUUCUGUUGGUACGAAGCUGGAAGGAAAAGUACUUGGCACCUUCGACAGCGUAGCAAACACCGUUAAAACCACCCUAACGGACGCUCUAGUACAAAUACUGUCGCCCAAGAGAAGAAUCGAUAUUCUGCGAGACGCUUUAGAAGCGAAGAAGAGUAACAGGCCUUACGUGAUGACUUUCUGUGGCGUCAACGGGGUCGGCAAGUCAACGAAUUUGGCCAAAAUCUGUUUCUGGUUAAUAGAAAAUAAUUUCCGCGUGUUGAUAGCUGCAUGCGAUACAUUCAGAGCUGGAGCUGUCGAACAACUGAGGACGCAUAUGCGGCAUCUGAACGCUCUACAUCCACCAGAGAAGCAUGGGAAUCAAUCGAUGGUGCAGCUAUAUGAGAAGGGUUACGGUAAGGAUGCCGCGGGUAUCGCCAUGGAAGCGAUACGCUUUGCGAGGGACUCCAGGGUUGAUGUUGUCCUGGUCGACACUGCCGGUAGAAUGCAGGAUAAUGAACCGUUGAUGCGAGCUCUGGCGAAGCUGAUUAAAGUGAACGAGCCGGACUUGGUAUUAUUCGUGGGGGAAGCUCUCGUCGGCAACGAAGCUGUGGAUCAGCUGGUGAAAUUCAAUCAAGCCUUAGCUGACUACAGUCAAUCUGCCAAUCCUCAUAUUAUCGACGGUAUCGUGUUGACGAAGUUCGAUACGAUCGAUGAUAAAGUCGGCGCAGCUAUCACAAUGACAUACAUCACUGGUCAACCUAUUGUUUUUGUUGGAACCGGCCAAACUUACACCGAUCUAAAAUCAUUGAAUGCCAAAGCAGUGGUACACGCUUUGAUGAAAUGAGGAGUGUUAACAAGCAAUAAUAAACCUACAAGCGUUCUAUCCGUAACAUUCGUAGAUUUUAUUCAAGCUUUGUUACACAUUGUUACAGUCGAGCUCUUGUAUUAUGUCAAGACUGAAUUAGAUUGUCUGGCCAGACCAAUCGAAAUGGGGACUAAAAGGAAAAUUAAGAAUAGACAUGCUAACUCAGACCUGAUAAAUAAAUAUAAAAAUUCGACUGUACAAAAUUUCGCGAGAAAUCGCGCUGUUGUUAUGAAAACAAAAAAAGAAUCUGAUAUUAGGAAGAAAAAGAAAGGAGGAAACUGAUUGUGCUCUCAAUUGGCGAUGUAUUAGGUUACAAACAAUUGUAUUUAUCAAAUAAAGUUGGAUAUUUCACAGUU